This is a messenger RNA of Trichosporon asahii var. asahii CBS 2479, 876 nucleotides long. RefSeq names its product nucleolus protein. The transcript has 3 exons. The record is from RefSeq and is a predicted model, not a curated record. Bases 1 to 876 code for a protein of 291 amino acids. Lineage: Eukaryota; Fungi; Basidiomycota; Tremellomycetes; Trichosporonales; Trichosporonaceae.
AUGGUCUCUUUCCACCUCAGCUCGACAAGCAUCGGCAACGCUGCUGGGCCACCUUCAGCUGCAUUGGGCCAGGAUUACAAGUCACACACGUCGUGUAUCUCUGAGGCCGAAAAGUACCAAGGUGCCCUGUACAAGGGACCGAAGAAGGCCGGGGGACACCAGGGCAACAACAGCAAGUCUGCGACGCAGACCCCCGCCGCCUCCACUCCUGCCGACUCGCCGGCACCCUCCGAGUCAGGUGCCAGUGGAAUCCACCCUUCUCGUUUGAACCAGAUGGGGCGACCGGAGUACGACCGCGGUCAGUUUGGAGGACGCGGACGGGGAGGCUUCGGUGGAAGGGGUGGGCGCGGUGGUUUCCGUGGCGGUUUCCAGAACUCGCAGGGGUCGUGGUCGGCAACUGGUGAGAACAAGUUGCGCCCGGAAGGAGGAAUGAGGCAGUGGGGCUCUGCGCCUUCUUCGGACGUAGAGGCGACUUCUACUGCGCCCGGCACCCCCAACGUUGCUGCGCCGACAACGGGUGGUGGCGACGAGGAGCCGACGAAGAAGAAGCGCAAGGGAGACAAGGGUGGAACGGGAUCCAAGGCCAACUCGCGUGUUGGAAGUGAGGCUGUUGAUGAGGGUUCGAGCAAGAAGAGGAAACGCGAGGAGGGAGACGCGAUCCUGGCGACCGAGAAUGCGGCGCCCCCGUCGGAGAAGACCGUCAAGCGUAUCAAGAAGCACAUGAAGAAACUUGAGGACAAGGUCACCGAGACCAUGUCGUUGGCGGACUGGCUGAAGCGGGUGGCAGAGGGUAAGGAGAAGACACUUGACAACUCGGACGUUUUGCAGGGCGUCCAGGUCUCCCUCGUCAACGGUCACUGGCAGCUCAGCGCAUAG